This is a messenger RNA of Emiliania huxleyi CCMP1516, 726 nucleotides long. RefSeq lists its product as hypothetical. Gene Ontology annotation, cellular component: plasma membrane. The annotation marks the transcript as partial. Gene Ontology annotation, biological process: protein phosphorylation. Gene Ontology annotation, molecular function: ATP binding; protein kinase activity. The transcript has a single exon. The record is from RefSeq and is a predicted model, not a curated record. NCBI's taxonomy places the organism in Eukaryota, Haptophyta, Isochrysidales, Noelaerhabdaceae.
CUCGAAGAGCUCAUCGCGGCGACCGAGGGUUUUGCCGAGGCGCGCAAGGUGGGCGAGGGAGGCUUUGGGCGCGUCUACCGCUGCGACGCGUUGCCGUCGCUCCCGCGCGUCGCUUGCGGGUUCGCUGUCAAGACGGCGCUGGUCGGUGUCGGCGCCCAAGGCCUCGCCGAGCUGCAGAGCGAGGUGCGCACACUCAGCGCGGCGUCCCACCCGUCCCUCCUCCCUCUCCUCGGCGUCUGCUUGGCACCGGCGAGAGCGUGCCUCGUCUACCCCCUCUGCCGCGGCGGCAGCCUCGAGGAUCGCCUCUACCGCACGCCAGCCGCGCUGCAGCGUCUCCGCAUGCUCGGCUUCGAGACGCCGCCUCCGCCGCUCUCCUCCGCCGCACGGCUCCGCGUGUUGCGCGACGCAGCGAGCGCGCUGCACUACUUGCACAGCUGCUCUCCGAUGAUCCUGCACCGCGACGUCUCGGCGGGCAACAUCCUGCUCGACGAGCGCGGCAACGGAUACCUCGCCGACGUGGGCCUCGCGCGCGCGGCAGAGGCGACGCCCGGCAGCAAUGCACAGGUCUCGCACCUGUCGACGCAGCGUAUCUUUGGGAAGCCCGGCUACAUGGACUCGAUCAUCAUGCACGACAACCAGGCUUCGCAGCUCACUGAUGGCUUUGCGCUCGGCAUCACGCUGCUCGUCAGCCUGACUGGCCGCGGUGCCGUCGGCUUGCUCAACGCG